AUGCUCUACAGUGUCGCUCGGGAUGGCUUCACUUGCCGAAAGCUUGGAACAGGUUCGCAUGGUGACGAAUGCCUUCAGUGUGUUCGUGGUUUGAAAGCGAACUACAGCAUCAUUCUCACGAUGGUGCAUCAUUUCAAGCAGGGCAAGGUUCUCAUAGUACGAAAGCUUUUCCACGAUGUCGGCUAUGUGCCAGACCCGGAUUGGGAAGUACGACAAAUUUUCCGAGAAAUGGCUCGCCUGAAGGGCCAUCCCUUUCCAGAGGAGGACGAACUCGACGCUGAUGAUGAGGAUGAGUGUGAUGAAGAACAGGAGGAGGAAGAUGCAGAGGAAGAUGCCGAAGAAGAGGACGAGGAACAGGAGGAGGAUAUUGACGGGGAGGAAUAUGGGCAUGAAGGGGAGAACAAGGGUGACGAGGAGAUGGAUGAUGAUGAUGAAGUCGAGGUGCUUUCGGCGCAUCCCGGCUCUUCGGGCCCCACUCCAGCUGAGCUGCACGAUGCAAUCCGCAGCAGUCCCACAGCGGCAUCUUCAGGGUUGGAUGACAAACGGCGGGAACUCUAUGAGAAGAUGUAUAUGAUCAAAGAAUUGGAGAACGAAUUGGGAGCUACACCGAUCCCGAUAGAGGACAGCCCGCCCCAGAAGCCACGUCGCUCCAGCACCUUCAAGCAUCCCGACCAUCAGGACGCAGAGCUCUUGAUCGACACCCAAACGUAUGAUGCCGCUGAGAUUCUGUGCGGGCUGCCGUCUUCCAAAUCCAAGGGCAUCCUGGAGACUCCUCCGGCCGGGAAGAAUGCUUCUGAGAUCGAUGAUACCCCUCCACCCAAAGCAAAGAAUGUGCCAGAGAUCACCCCGCCCAAGGUGGACCCAUCGGCAGUGACGCCGGACAUGCAGGCGAAGCUCAGGGACUCCCUGAAAGGCCGCAAGAAGAAGUUGCGUCUUGAGAAUGAUGAGCCGGCAGCGAAUGAUGAGCCGGCACAUGCUGAGCCGGCGGGGAAGAAAACGAAAAAGAAGAAGGCGAAUGAUGAGUCGGCAAAAGCUGCUGCGGCAGCCGACGGUCCAGAUGAGGCUCCUAUGCCGGUGAAGCGUGGCAGGGCCACGUCCAACCUGACGGUUAAUGAUGAUGUCGCUACCAGUGUCAAGAAAGCCAAAGGUUCGAAGAACCCACGUGCUGAGACGACAAAUGCCGAGGAAAGCGGCCACAAGCGCACGCCUCGAACAUGUGUUCCCACCCGCCCCCCCUCUCCUCCUGCCCACGGAGGCUGUAGCAAGUGUCGCCAUAGGCGCAACGGUUGCAGAAAGUGUAACCCUGCUCACUUUGCGGACCGGGCGCGAAUUCGCGCUGCGAAGGCCUAUUGCACGGACGUCAAGGAGUAUUGGGUGGACACGAAGACAACGGGUGAGAUCACGAGAACUAUGUCAGAGACCACCAUCAGGCGCUUCGAAGUCAGGGACGUUGAAAUGCCGUUGCCGGCGCCGCUGGUAGGCAAGAGCCCACAGCCGUUUCUGCCAGACGACGAGGAAGCGUACUACGAGGAUCAGGAGGAAGGCAGCGAGGAAGAGGAGGGCAAGGAGGAGGGAACCGACAGUAAAUCCAAGCAGAGCAAAGCUUUGCGGAAACGAAAGGAGAAGGAUGCUAGGAAUGCUGCGACCGAAGCUGAGGAGGACGAGCUAGUGGACAUGUCCACUGUGGCCAACACCCUCAAGGAGAUCCUUAAAAACCAGAACCGGGCGAUGGUCUUGGUCGACCAGGUGAAGGAUACCGUGCAGAAGGACAAUGGCGAGACGACCAAGCUCGAGCAGCACGCAAACAAACUUAUGACACUUCACGAUGAAAUCGCUGAUAUAAAGGCGAACUUUACGGUCAAGAAGGAUCAGGAGCUACCAGGCAGCACCAAGCAAAUGCAAGCAAAGUUUUUUGAUUGUGCUUUAAAUCUCAUAUCCUAG
Symbiodinium sp. CCMP2592 is the source of this 1941-nucleotide messenger RNA. The record is from the annotation of a GenBank genome assembly. Lineage: Eukaryota; Dinophyceae; Suessiales; Symbiodiniaceae.